GAUGUGUUAUUAUCGCCGUUUUUUCACUCUGCACAAAUCUUGCUGUGGUUGGUUUGGAGAGGUGAUAACGGCUGUCAUGUGAGCUGUGGGAUUCAUGGCGUGUCUGAAGGACAUUUAAACUGUGACCUCCAGUUUUAUAUCUUAUUUCCCUUCCUUCUCAUGCAGCAUAUGUGAAAGCAGCCACACACAAAUGACAAUAGCUACAGCUGAGCUUCAGCUGCCACAGCCUCCCAAGGACUGCAAAGGUCUAAAGAGCAAUGCCAGAAGGAGAGACUUUCCUCUCCAUCUAUUUCUGAUCCUGACAGCACAUUCUUUACGUCUCCCCUGCUGUCAGUGAAAGGAGCCUCCUCUGCUGUUACCAAAAUAGCCUUUUCUUCCCCUCAUUUUGACAAGUGACCAGUUUUUCUUUUCAAGUGUAACAAAAUCGUUAAGUAGUCAUCACAAAGCGGUGGCAAUAAAGGAUGAUGAUUAUACAAAUUCUCUCUGCAUGGCCAGAUUGGGCCUGAAGUACCCUGCUGGUUUUACACUAAAGAGAAGAAUAACUACGGGAAGCACAAGUGGAAAGGAGAGAGCAAAACAGAAAGAGGAUGAGGAGAAGGAGGAACAAAACAGCUAGAAGGACUGGUGCUGGAGUGAGGAAAAGUACAGAUGAGGGACACAGAGGCAGGCAGACAGAAUAAGGGAUAGAAAACUGUGCUUGGUGAGAGAGAGACAGAGGAAGAAAUGGAGAAAAGGCGGAUAUCUGCAGCACCCCAGCUGCGAGGCUUAAGGAGCUUAGCCCUCCUGCCCAUCACAGAACACUCCUCAAGUGCAGGCAUUCACCGCUGCUGAGCUACUACUGAGAGAAAAGUGAGCAAGAGAAGCAGAGAGAGGAGACGUGUGGGUGGUGGGGCUCAAUAUGGGAAAAUGACGCAGAAGGAAGUGUAAACCGACCGGGGCCGGUCCCUGCCUUCCUCAGGAGCCCACCUGUCAUCCAAGCCCCACUGGACAUGAAGCCCUUAUUCCAGUUCCCCCUGGAGUCGCCUCACCCAGCCAAUAUCGGCCUCUUCCACAACUUUAAUACAAUGGACCCUGUUCAGAAGGCUGUGAUGACACACACCUUCGGGCCACCUAUGGUGAAGACAAAGCGUCCAAUCAUCUCCUGCAAUGUCUGUCAAAUACGCUUCAACUCAGAGAGCCAGGCAGAGGCCCACUAUAAGGGGAAUCGCCAUGCUCGGAGGGUGAAGGGGAUCGAGACAUCCAAGAUAGCUCGUCUCCAAGAUGGCGACAAGCAGCACCCUCCCCCUACUGCUUCGCCCACUCCACCAGGCCCCUCGCCAUCCAGCCCUGAACCUGAUCCUAAUAAGCAGGAUGACACCCAAUCCUGUCACAACUCUAACAAGUCACCUUUGACCCCUAGCCACCUUCCAACACCCACACUGAGCUCAGCAGACGCAGAGUGUUCCCUCUUGCCUUCUGUCAACACACCUUUGCCAUGUUCUCCCUCCCCGGCCCUCAGUACCCCCCCUGUGGAUCCAGCAGCGGCUGGUCUUCCUGAAACCCCCUCCCCAGCACCCAGCCCCUCUUCAGGAGAGUCAGAGGAAGAGAAAGCCAAGAAGCUUCUCUACUGCUCCCUGUGCAAAGUAGCUGUUAAUUCCCUCUCACAACUGGAGGCACACAACAAAGGUACCAAACACAAAACCAUUCUGGAGGCUCGGAGUGGACUGGGACCCAUUAAAGCAUACCCACGUCUGGGUCCUAAACCCAGCCCAGAGCAAGGAGGGGAGCUGUCCUCUGACCCCAACACUCAGGAACGCACCUUCCACUGUGAGAUCUGCAACGUCAGAGUCAACUCAGAGCUGCAGCUAAAACAGCAUAUAUCUAGCCGUAGGCAUCGGGAUGGAGUUGCAGGGAAACCUAAUCCUCUUCUCAGUCGGCACAAGAAGCGCACAGACUUUAUGGAGCUUCCAAAAACUCUGGGGGCCGGACUUUUACCAAGUCCUCUGGCUGUUGCUGCGGCGAUGGCAGCAGCAGCCUCCUCUAAUCAACUGGCACUACGUCCUCCUGGCCCGACCUCCCACCAUCAUCCCCAUCACCACCUCCUACAGGGAACACACCUCAGCCUGCUGAGGCCCGCCCCAGGUCCCAUUCGCACCACGCAUGGGCCGAUCCUCUUCACCCCUUACUGAUGGAGAGAGAAUGAGGACGAAUCAGGAAGAAGCACACUGUGAAGUGGAGGCCUGCAACCAUGUGCCAUCAAGAGCCAAAUCAGCUGGCAUAGCUCCAGCUGGUGUUUCAUCAUAAUUAAAAACAGUGAACAUAAAUGUGACUCUUUAUGGUGCAUACUGUGGUUGCAGACCACUACUGUUACGUUAACAGGGAGAACCAGAGAUUUCAAAGACACCAUAUGUUUCCAUCCUCCCCGGUUUCCCUUCAUCACUCAGCUAUCUGCUAAUCAUCAAGUAGAUUCUGCAGAUAAUUUGAAGAGGAACUUAUAAAUAAGUUUUUAUCAAGCAUGGACUUCCUUGAGCAUCCUCCAAUCUGCAGCUGACUAAUUAUCUUCAUCUUACAUAUGAUCCACUGUAUCUGACUCAAAACCCUACCUCUCUUAUGUUUUUAAUGUUCACCUCUGCAAGGAUUGAUUACAUAUCCAAAGCAUUAAUGGCAUCAAAAACAUGUCCGGUGGGUUAGAUAUAGUAUUUGCCUCUGAUGUUAGCUGGUAUCAUUCUGUAGCUGUUACAGUAUAGUGGAUUGUGCCACUGUAAAGUUCUGUUUUUGUGGCCUAUAAAGAGAAAAAGGCAACAACAAUUUCUGUACAGUUUCUGCAGUUACUGGCAAACAUUUCUCUGUACUGUAUGUCUACAUUUUCACUAGGGCUGACCCGAGUACCUCGAAGCUUUGAAGCUUCUACCGUUGCCAUGGUAAUCGUCCAAAUCGGUAUUCAAAUGUUGUGGUGUUUUUUUUAUUAUAGCCUAUAUGCAUUACCCCAAAAAUCCCAAAAUAGACCAUGAAAUAAGAAAUAGCAAAUCCAACAUUAUUAACAUUAAAUGGCAUCUUAAAGCGCAAAAGGAUGACAGCAACGCAGUGUUUCCCCUAGGUUGACUGCUUUGGGGGCGGAUGGGCCGUGGGGAGGUCUCUGAGAAGAGAUAGGUGAAGUGAAGGUUACUUGAGUUGACGACAACUCGUUACGUUACAUAAUGCAAAAAUUCAACCGGGGUGUUCUGUUGUGAGUUGUGGUGACUUGCGGUGAGUAAGAAAAAGUAUAAAUAAUAUGUAAUUUGUUAAGCUAUGAGCAGAGGAAAAGUGCAAACCUCUAGGCUAAUUUAUGCAGUGUAAAAUGAAAAAAAAAAACAACAACACUUGUCUAUGAACCUUGACAUUUAUACCCCCACCCCACCCCUGUCGAAGCUUCAAAUAUUCGUGGAUAAUUCUCACUAAAGCUUCGAAACUCCAAAAAUGGUAUUCGGGACAGCCCAUUUACCUCUGUGGGACAGAAACAGGAAGUCAAAGAGGAACAGCAAAAGGGCAGAAAUUGAAACUUGAAACUGUACUGAUGUGUACAUCAACCACAUUUAUGGUUUGGCAAAGGUGGAAAUGUUGUGAAGAAGUAAUUGCUACUGGUGCUUUAUGCAGCUAUCAGUGUUUAUUUUCUUCGGUCUGUGUAAAAUAUAGAAAAUAAGAACAGAAUGAGAGGCAAAACCCAUACAAAGUUAGUUUCUUAGUUCCCCUAAUAAUUCCCCAGAUUCUCCCUGAAUGGCCAUUGACAACAACCACAUGCAUAAAGCCCCAAAAAGCACAUAAGUAAAAGUCUGUGGUGAAAAAUCUACAUGUAAAUGGCUUAAAUACAUUUAAAAUAACAAUCUAUCAUUUUCUCAUCUGCACCUCACUGCGCAAAACAGAAAGGUUUCAGUGUCUUAACAGAAUAGUUUCACAGCUGGACAAUGGUUGAUUUGUGACUUUAGUAGCAGGUAUUUGCAUUAUGUGCACAUUCAAUACAGACCACAUUUUCACCACAAUCCCAUACAAGGAGUGUCGAAGACAUUGGGAUGAAAGACACCAGCAUUAUGUUACAGAAGGAAGAGAAAAGGACCACAUACACAGAUGAGUAGUUGUAUGCAAAAAACAACACACCAUUUUUGGUAGUAUUAUAGGCCUAUAGUGGCAUAAAACUGUUUAGUUUGUCAGCUCUGCCUUGUGUGCUCCAACCCUACAUGACCCUGAACUAUCCCAGUGCAACAGUCAUGAUGGCUUAUGAAAAAUUAGAGGGAAGCUUUAGGAAACGGAAACUGUAGCAAUACUUUAAGCACUCCUGCUAACUUUUCUUGUUAACUGCAAUAAAAAGAAAAUGUCUACAAAUGUAUGAAUUGUUAUUUAGGAGAUGUGUAUUGAAACAUUACUGUAAAUGUAGAUUAUUAACAAAUGAGAAAAGGUACAUGUUGGGGCUUCCUAAUUGUUAAAUUAAAACAAAAUUAUAUAUAAAAUCAUUACACUGAAUUCAUGGUUGUAAGCAAUGUUGAUUGGUGAUUUUUUCAUUUUUUCAAAUGUAAUGAGAUAUGACAAUAAUAAAUCACAAAUGCAA
This is a messenger RNA of Siniperca chuatsi (mandarin fish), 4558 nucleotides long. RefSeq names its product zinc finger protein 385A-like. Gene Ontology annotation, cellular component: nucleus. NCBI's taxonomy places the organism in Eukaryota, Metazoa, Chordata, Actinopteri, Centrarchiformes, Sinipercidae. Gene Ontology annotation, molecular function: nucleic acid binding; zinc ion binding. Bases 990 to 2168 code for a protein of 392 amino acids. The transcript has 8 exons. The record is from RefSeq and is a predicted model, not a curated record.